This is a messenger RNA of Drosophila erecta, 539 nucleotides long. RefSeq lists its product as uncharacterized. The transcript has a single exon. Lineage: Eukaryota; Metazoa; Arthropoda; Insecta; Diptera; Drosophilidae. The record is from RefSeq and is a predicted model, not a curated record. The coding region runs from base 74 to 469 and encodes 131 amino acids.
UUUUCCAAAUCAACAUGGCUCUGAAAUGUAUGUGAUUUAUUAGCAAUUAACUUUCAAUGUAAGUCCCCAGAAUAUGUCUGAAAAGGCCAAACAGGAGGAGCCCGACCCGUUGGAUGAUGAUUCCAGUGACGACGAUUUCACUCAAUUCGAAAUCAGAGAUCAGAAUUCCACUUCCAACGCUACAAUCACUGAAUCCCCCUCGAUUCUGCGACCAAUCAACACUCCCCGACCUGACAUUUCCAAUGGCCCCUCAGUUGUCAUUUCCUUGCCCAGUAACGAUACCUUCAUCGUGACCGACGAAACUCCGGAGCAGCGACUCCGGCGAAGGAUGAGGUUCCUCGAGCUGCGGCGGGAGCACUACAACCACAUCAUUCACAGCGAGCAAUGCGACAUGUCGGAUACGGAGGAUGAUGCGGAAGAUCACGCGGAGAAGCACGCGAAGUGUCAGGAGAAUUGCAAGCCCAAAUAGAGAGUAGCGGAUCGAAUUUGUUAAGUCUUAUAAUUGUUACACUAGCUUAAUUACAAUGCAAAACAAUCAA